This is a messenger RNA of Peromyscus eremicus (cactus mouse), 1742 nucleotides long. It is a transcript of the gene Gfral, whose product is annotated as GDNF family receptor alpha like. Gene Ontology annotation, cellular component: signaling receptor complex; external side of plasma membrane. Gene Ontology annotation, biological process: nervous system development. The coding region runs from base 1 to 1179 and encodes 392 amino acids. The record is from RefSeq and is a predicted model, not a curated record. The transcript has 9 exons. Gene Ontology annotation, molecular function: signaling receptor activity. Lineage: Eukaryota; Metazoa; Chordata; Mammalia; Rodentia; Cricetidae.
AUGAUAGUGUUCAUUUUCUUGGCUGCGAGGCUGAGUUCAGAAAAUGAAUCCUCUUCCCAGACGAAUGACUGUGUACGUUUAGUGCAGCAAUGCUUGAUUGAUACAAACGGCUGUGAGCAGUCAUGGAGAUCAGUGGAACACACCUGCAUCGUUCCAGGUGACUCCUGCAAGAUAAAUAACUCAUCACAUUGUAACCUGAGUAUCCAGUCUUUGGUGGAAAAAAAUUUCCAGCUUAAAGAAUGUCUUUGUGUCGAUGACCUCCACUGUACAGUGAACAAACUUUUUGGGAAAAAAUGCAUCAAUCAGACAGGUAACAUGAAAAAGGAUAAUAAUCACAACUGGGAUCUAACUACCCCUUUGCAUCAUGGAUUCAAACAGAUGCAGUCUUGUUUGGAAGUGACAGAGGCAUGCGUAGGGGAUGUGGCUUGUAAUGCACAAUUGGCCCUUUACCUUAAAGCAUGCUCAGCAAAUGGAAAUCUGUGCGAUGUGAAACACUGCCAAGCAGCCAUACGGUUCUUCUAUCAAAAUAUGCCUUUUAACACUGCCCAGAUGUUGGCUUUUUGUGACUGCGCUCAAUCUGAUAUACCCUGUCAGCAGUCCAAAGAAACUCUUCACAGCAAGCCAUGUGCAUUGAACGUAGUUCCACCCCCCACUUGCCUCAGUGUAAUUCACACUUGCCGAAAUGAUGAAUUAUGCAGGACACACUAUCGAACAUUCCAGUCAGAAUGCUGGCCCCGUGUGACAGGGAAGUGCCAGGACGACGAGACCUGCAUCAGCACAUUAGGCAAGCAAGACCUUACUUGUUCUGGGAGUGACAGCUGUAGGGCCGCCUACCUGGGAACCUUUGGGACGGCCCUUCAAGUGCCAUGUGCUUGCAGGAGCAUCACACAGAGUGAAGAACCUUUGUGCAUGGCUCUCCAGCACAUGCUUCAUAGCAAAUCAUGUUUCAAUUAUCCAACUCCUAAUGUCAAAGACAUUUCCUCAUAUAAAAGAAAGCAUUCAAAGGAAAUUACUCUGACUGGGUUCAAGGCUCGCUUCAAUGGAGAACUAGUCUAUGCUGUCCUGUGCAUGAUUGUUACCUGUGGAAUUCUUUCCUUGGUGAUGCUCAAGCUGAGGAUAUCAAGUAAAAAAAGAGAUCCCUCACCUAUGGAAAUAGCUGGAGGUGUCAUCACUCAGUGAGCCACAGAUCACUAUCAAGUCCAAGUUUUUGUAGUAAACCAGUGGAGAAUUACAUUUGCCAAUAAUACGAUUUAAGAUGGAUUUGACGAUAUUCAGUCAUUAUAUACAACAAUGCCUGGCACAGUAAUAUAGCAUAAUCACCGCAGAUCUGCUCUUUUUCCUAAAAAUAUUUGAGUAAAUACUUGUAGUGAUGUCAUAACUAGUUGAUAACAUUUCCUUUGGAGACAAAAAGUGCCAUCUAAAAAGUUAUCAUUUUUUGCUUGAAUGGUAUCAGUGCAAAUAUCAACUUUUCUCGUAAUAUGAUUCAGUGUAGUUAGAGUAUGUUUUUUUUCUGAACGACUUUAUAAUUUCCCAUUAACUUGAUCAAAUGAAAAUGUUAAUGAGAAUGCUGACUAUAUUUGUUAUUUGCAUAUUCUUACUUUGUGUAUAAUCAUUAAACAAAUCAUUGACGUUAAACAUAUUUAGUUAGAUGAUUGGUUCUAAAAAUAAAAACUGACACCUUAUGAAUUUUAUAAUUUAAAUCAUAUUGAAUUUUACUUUUAGUCUGGUGUCUUAAUGUCCAU